This is a messenger RNA of Prunus armeniaca (apricot), 330 nucleotides long. The record is from the annotation of a GenBank genome assembly. Lineage: Eukaryota; Viridiplantae; Streptophyta; Magnoliopsida; Rosales; Rosaceae.
AUGAAGCUCAAAACCACCAUUGAAGCUCCAGCCAUUCCGAGAAUCGCGACACACGAAGGCGGAUUGAAUAAGGUUGAAAUUUCGGAUGGGUUUAAAGGAGAUGUCCCGUGGGUAGAGACCGAGGCCUACCAAACUGAAGUGGAGACUGUGUGCGUGGUUGAUGUGCCGGCAAAGAGUGUGCUGAAGGUGAGGCUGCUGGCCACGACCGCUUCAUGUGACGUCCCGUUCUCCUACUCUCGUCAGGACACUCGUAGCAACGGCCAGGUGCAUGUCCGACUUGGACGAUGGUUUUUACAGUGGUAUCAAUGCCUUCAACUUCAAGUACAAUAG